Molecule: messenger RNA, 357 nt
Organism: Cantharellus anzutake
Lineage: Eukaryota; Fungi; Basidiomycota; Agaricomycetes; Cantharellales; Hydnaceae
Exons: 4
Coding region: 80-292 (70 amino acids)
Source: RefSeq, a predicted model, not a curated record
UGGCAAUCUUAUACUGCAGUUUCCGUUUCCCCCCAUCAGAUCACACGGUCUCUUUCGAAAUCGCAUACUGGCGACGGCCAUGUUUGCAAACACCAUCUGCUUGGUCCUGGGUUUCACAACGAGUCUUAUCGGCCUAUGGCAUGUAGAACAACGUCGAAUUCUCAGCAGAGGGCUGCGAGAAUCAUUUUGUGAUGACAUGCUUAGAUUCUUGCUUUCCUCCUCGUUCUCCCAGUACAACUUCCAAGAGGAUUCCUUCUCCUCUUUUGGCCCAAUCCACUUGUCAUGGAUUUGACGUCGGUUUUAUCGGGGCCAGCACAUUAUUUAUCGUUUUUGAUAUUGGCUCUCCGGAUCACAUCG